UAAGAGCCAAGGGGCUUUGGUUUCUGUUUCCUCUCCCAGUCCCGCCCUGCGCCCUGCGCCCUGCGCCCUGCGCAGAGGUCUGUCAGCGAGUGAGGAAGAGAGUGGUGAUUCCCGAGAGAGGAGAGAUGGCUUUCUUCAACACCCAAGCUCCCUACGUGAACCCGCCCAUCCCGUUUUCUGGAAUAAUCCAUGGAGGACUGCAAGAGGGACUUCAGAUCACCAUCCACGGGACCGUCCACGCCUCUGCAAAUAAGAUUACUGUGAACUUUCAGACUGGCCUCAAUGAAAACGACAUUGCCUUUCACUUCAAUCCCCGGUUUGAAGAUGGAGGGUAUGUGGUCUGUAACACAAAGCAGAAAGGAAACUGGGGGCCUGAGGAGAGGAAGAUGCAGAUGCCCUUCCAGAAGGGGAGGCCCUUUGAACUUACCUUCCUGGUGCAGAGGUCAGAGUUCAAGGUGAUGGUGAACAAGAACUUCUUUGUGCAGUACUCACACCGUGUACCCUACCACCUCGUGGACACCAUUGCUGUCUCGGGCUCCUUGCAGCUGUCCUUCAUCACCUUCCAGAGCUCCCCUGCAGUCCCUGUCCAGCCUGUCUUCUCCACAGUGCAAUUCUCUCAGCCCAUCCAGUUCCCACGGAACCCCAGGGGGCACAAACCAAAAAGCGUUCGGCCUGUCCACCAGGCACCUGUGGCUCAAACUGUCAUCCACACAGUUCACACCGCCCCUGGACCAAUGCUUCCUACUCCUGGAAUCCAGCCCGUGGUAUACCCCACUACAGUCUAUUCGCUCUGGGAUGGAUGUCGCUUUUCACCUGAAUCCCCGUUUCAAUGAGAAUGUUGUAGUACGAAACACCCAGAUCAACAACACCUGGGGGCCCGAGGAACGAAAUCUGGUUGGAAAAAUGCCCUUCAGUUGCGGCCAGAGCUUCUCAGUGUGGAUCCUGUGUGAAAGUCACUGCUUCAAGGUUUCCGUGGAUGGGCAACACCUGUGUGAUUACGUCCACCGUCUGAAGCACUUGCCAGGCAUCAACAAUCUAGAAGUGGCAGGUGAUGUCCAGCUGACCCACGUACAGGCAUAGGCAAGGCCCCUGGCCUAGAAAGGAGGGCUGGGGCACCCUAUCUGUGUCUUGUCACCUCUUGUUAGCCUCAGUCCUGGCUCCCCAAAUCCCACCAUCAUGAGUGCCUCAGGGACAGGAGUUCUGGAAGGGGAAACUCUCAGUUCACUCCCCUCCACAAAGUGGGCAUCCUGGGCUAUGUGACAUAUGGCUUUCAGCCCACAGUCCCAUUGUUCUCAAGCUAUACUUCGAGAAGUAACCUCCUUGGGUCUGCCCAGUACUUUUCUGGCCCAUUCCCUUUAUCCCUUCACCCCACAGCAGGAAGGCCACCCUGAUGUCAUCUCACUGACCUCCAACUGACCAGAAUGUCCCCAUCAGUUCUUCCCUAUUCUUUCCCAGUGCCCAUAAAAUAAAUAAUACUUGUUUGCACACACA
Molecule: messenger RNA, 1491 nt
Organism: Cricetulus griseus (Chinese hamster)
Lineage: Eukaryota; Metazoa; Chordata; Mammalia; Rodentia; Cricetidae
Source: RefSeq, a predicted model, not a curated record